AGAUGUCUACGAAAAUCGUAAAGGAGACGACUUGUGGUUAUAGUCUAUAUAGUUUGGACCCCUGAAGUUCCCAGAAAGCAAAACACUGAUAUUUACUGUCAAUCUACUCAGUUGUCAAACUCGUGUGCUUUUCUCGUAAAAUAACCUCAAAACUAAGAGGAUCAGGGAUGCUUUCCUCCACAAAUCGAAACAAUAUGUAAUUUCGUAUUCUUAUUUACGUUAAGUGAAAUUUACGAAUAAAGUUCCGCGUUUAGUUUUAUUUAUUGAUGUAAAAACGCGCAUAUACAAUGGGUAAACGUAAAGGAAAAUGUGCGAAGAAAAAUAGCACGACCAAGCAAAGCCUAGAGCCUGAGAACCUGGUUAAGGCGCCGCACUCCUUCGUGAUCCACCGGGGGCACUGCGGGAAGGACAUCAUCGACCUCACCAAGGACUUCCGCAAGAUCAUGGAGCCGUUCACAGCAUCACAGCUUAAAGAAAGGAAAAAGAACACAAUCAAGGAUUUCCUGUCAGUGUCAGGCUACCUACAUGUGUCGCACAUGAUGGUGUUCACAGAGACUGAAUUGGGGUCCUACUUGCGGCUCGCGCGCCUGCCGCGCGGGCCCACACUCACCUUCAAAAUACAUAAUUACAGCCUCGCGCGCGACGUGGUGUCCUCCCUCCGCAAGCAGUACGUGAUGAUGAAGGCCUUCCAGCACGCGCCGCUCAUCGUGCUCAACUCCUUCUCCGGCGAGGGCAUGCACAUGAAGCUCAUGGCCACCAUGUUCCAGAACAUGUUCCCCACCAUCAAUAUCACCACCGUAAAAUUAAAGAACAUCCGCCGCUGCGUGUUGAUGAACUACAACCCUUCCACAAAAAUAAUCGAUCUGCGGCACUACGUCAUCCGAGCGACGCCCGUCGGACUUAACAAGGGCACCAAAAAAAUAGUUCAAGGCAAAAUACCAAAUUUAAAUCGCUGCAAAGACAUGUCGGAAUUCUUUGACAAAGCGGCCCUAUUGUCCGAGAGCGAGUUCGAGGACGACCCGGCGUCGCAAGUGCUCCUGCCCCAGGCGCUCGCCUCGCGGGGCGCCGCGCAGGACUCCAAGUCGGCCUUGCGCCUCUACGAGCUCGGCCCGAGGAUAUCUCUGCAGUUGAUCAAGGUCGAGGACGGGCUCAUGGACGGCGAGGUACUGUUCCACGAGCUGAUCGAGAAGACUGAGGAAGAGAAGGCGGCCAUCAAGAAGAAGAGGGACGCCAAGAAGAAGCAGAAAGAAAGUCGCAAGGCGCAGCAGGAGCAGAACGUCAAGCGGAAACAGAGGGAGAAGGAGGAACUGAAGCAGAAGGCGCUCGAAGGCAUCAAGAAGAAGCGGGAGGUGACGGAGAGCCAGCGGCUGAUGGAGCUGGCCGACGCCGAGUCGCAGGCCGGGGAGGGGGGGGAGGACGACGACGACGACGACGCCGGCUACUACCGCGAGGCCGUCGGCGCCGAGCCCGACCGAGAUUUAUUCAGUGCUCCGCGGAAACGAAGGGCCGGCGACGACUCCGUGCGCGGCUUCAAAAAGAUGAGACUCGACAAUAAACUGCAGAAGAAAUAUGACCCCAGUCAAAAGGGCGGCUCGCAAAGCAAGGAUGGACGCUUCCAGAAUAAGGGCAGGCAGUUCCAAAAUAAAGACGGCGGGAGGAAGUUUAAUAGAAAUAAAGACGACAGAGAAGGUGGCGGAAAGAAAUUCCAAAACAAGAAAGAAGGAUUCCACAGUAGGGAAGGCGGAAGAAAAUUCAAUAAAAACCAGGACGGAGGAAGGAAUUUCCAAGGAAAUAAAGGCAAAGGAAGGGAUAAGAGUUUUAACAAGCCUAAGAAGGUGUUUGGAGGCAAAGUGAAUAAGUUCAAGUCUGGUAAACAGGGCAAGAAAGGUCGCAAAUGACAAUAAAUGGAUCUUCUAGUAA
Molecule: messenger RNA, 1920 nt
Organism: Cydia pomonella (codling moth)
Lineage: Eukaryota; Metazoa; Arthropoda; Insecta; Lepidoptera; Tortricidae
Gene: ppan
Product: protein Peter pan
Exons: 9
Coding region: 288-1898 (536 amino acids)
Biological process (GO): ribosomal large subunit assembly; rRNA processing
Cellular component (GO): preribosome, large subunit precursor
Molecular function (GO): rRNA binding
Source: RefSeq, a predicted model, not a curated record